GCCAUGGCCACAGUGGUGCCAAUCGCCUACCAGGCGAACACCUCCCUGGCGGUGCCGAACUGGCUGAACAAAGGGGACAAUGCGUGGCAGAUGGUGUCGGCCACCCUGGUGGGGCUCCAGAGCGUGCCGGGUCUGGUCGUCCUCUACGGCUCCAUCGUCAAGAAGAAGUGGGCGGUGAACUCUGCCUUCAUGGCCCUCUACGCCUUUGCGGCUGUCUGGAUCUGCUGGGUCACAUGGGCAUACAACAUGUCUUUCGGGGACCGCCUCCUCCCCUUCUGGGGGAAAGCCGGCCCCGCGCUGGGCCAAAAGUUCCUCGUGAACCAGGCCCAGCUGCCCGCCACACUUCACAAGUACCACAAUGGCACCAUCGAGACCUCCACCGCGAUGCCGUACUACCCGAUGGCAUCGAUGGUGUAUUUCCAGUGCGUGUUCGCAGCGAUCACGCUGAUUUUGUUGGCGGGUUCGCUCCUGGGGAGGAUGAAUUUCAUGGCGUGGAUGGUGUUUGUGCCGCUCUGGUUGACGUUUUCAUAUACAGUAGGGGCAUUCAGUCUGUGGGGAGGUGGAUUCUUGUUCCACUGGGGAGUGAUUGAUUAUUCAGGGGGAUAUGUAAUUCACUUGAGCUCUGGGAUUGCAGGCCUCACUGCCGCAUAUUGGGUGGGGCCAAGGUCGACACGGGAUAGAGAGAGGUUUCCACCGAACAACGUGCUGCUUACGUUGACUGGAGCGGGGCUUCUGUGGAUGGGUUGGGCGGGUUUUAAUGGAGGCGACCCUUACGCUGCUAACAUCGAUUCUUCCAUGGCAGUUCUCAACACCAACAUUUGUGCAGCUACCAGCCUUUUGGUCUGGACCUGCCUCGACGUCAUCUUCUUCAAGAAACCAUCUGUCAUCGGAGCCGUUCAGGGUAUGAUCACAGGCCUCGUCUGCAUCACUCCCGGAGCAGGCCUUGUCCAAGGUUGGGCCGCCAUCGCGAUGGGCGUCCUCUCGGGGAGCAUCCCAUGGGUCACGAUGAUGAUUGUCCACCGGCGCUCCCCCCUCCUCCAAACAAUCGACGACACCCUCGGCGUCUUCCACACCCACGCCGUGGCCGGCUUCAUCGGUGGCACCACCACCGGCCUCUUCGCCGAGCCCCAGCUCUGCGCCAUGUUUCUCGCCGUCACCAAUUCUCGAGGUGCAGUCUACGGACGCAGUGCGGGCGGCUUCCAGCUCCUGAAACAGCUAGUUGGAGCCGCCUUCAUCAUCGGAUGGAAUGCCGUGGUGACCACGAUCGUGUGCUUGUGUAUAAGAACGGUGAUGCCGUUGAGGAUGUCUGAGGAGCAGCUGAGCAUCGGAGAUGAUGCGGUGCAUGGAGAGGAGGCGUAUGCAUUGUGGGGUGAUGGGGAGAAGUUCGAUUCUAGUAAGCAUGGCUGGCAUUACUAUUCCGAUGAGACUCAGCAUCCGACGGUCAAGCCAUCGAGUGGGGUAACGCAGAAUCUCUAGGGGUGGGAUGGGAAUUUGGGAGAUUGUGAAGGGCAAAAUGCGGAUAAACUACUCUUGCUUUUUUUUCCUUUUUUUUUUUUGAUUUGUGCAGUGAAUUUUAGAGGGGCAGUGAUUCUCUAAGGUGGGGGUAAGAUGAGUGUUUGGACGAGGCAAGAUGGGGAUCUUGGUUUCAUUGGGGAUUGUUUGGUGUUUUGUAGAUAGUGGAUUGAUAUGGAAUAAGAAGGUAUUAGAAUGGUGAAAAAGAAAGAAGGUUUUUUUAAGGAAAAUGAGAAAAGAAAUGGAAUAUUAUAAUGAGGGGAAAUUAUAUAA
This is a messenger RNA of Amborella trichopoda, 1785 nucleotides long. Its product is annotated as ammonium transporter 3 member 1. Gene Ontology annotation, molecular function: ammonium channel activity. NCBI's taxonomy places the organism in Eukaryota, Viridiplantae, Streptophyta, Magnoliopsida, Amborellales, Amborellaceae. Gene Ontology annotation, cellular component: plasma membrane. The record is from RefSeq and is a predicted model, not a curated record. Gene Ontology annotation, biological process: ammonium transmembrane transport.